Megalopta genalis is the source of this 2423-nucleotide messenger RNA. NCBI's taxonomy places the organism in Eukaryota, Metazoa, Arthropoda, Insecta, Hymenoptera, Halictidae. The record is from RefSeq and is a predicted model, not a curated record.
AGAUUUGUGGAGGUGAAUUUAUAUUCGAUCAAAGAUAUAUUAGAGAAAAUUGUAAUGUAUUUUGUGUCGAGGAUAAUAACGAAUUAAUAGCUGCUAAUUAAGAAUUAAAUAUUCUUUGUCUUCACAGUAAAUCAUGUUCAAUAAAUCAGUAGCUAUCAGUAGUUCGAACUAGGGAGCACUGCGGUACUACUCUAUUACAGACUUCACUGUUUAUAGUUUAUGUUAUCACGUGUAAAGAAGUAAGGUUACUUCGCGUGCAUUAAAUAAACAUGACUCGAUAUGCAAGAAGUACAGGAUCAAAAGCAUCGAAUGAAAGAACUCCUAAUGAAGCCACACCGUGGCACAUAUUGAAACAGCAACUAAAUGAGAAAUUAUCUAAACUAGGCCAUACAAAAAAGCCUAAAUCAGCAAAAGAGCUGUUGCAAGACAAAGAUUUAUUUUAUUUUGAUGUGGGCAAUGUUAAUAAUGAUUGGGCAAAAUUUGAAGAAAAAACAGUAAAAAGUAAAUAUCCAGUAACAAAAAAGAGUAACAAAUUGAAGGAAACGUCUUUGGACAAAGCUGUUAAUUCUAAUGAAAAUAAAAAGGAUGGAGAUAAAGGUAAUUUUCAAAAAAAGUUAUCUAAGAAAAGAAAUAUUGACGAAAUUAAUACUUCGACAAUAGACGUAAAAAUUAAAAAACGCAAAAAAGAUUUAUUGCCCAAGUUAAAUAAUAACGUGGAAGAGGAAGAUUUUGCUGACAAAAAUAACAUAAAACAGAAUAAAAUAAUUGAAAAACGCUCUAAAUUGAAUAAGAAAAAGAAACAGAAUAAGCAGAAUGAUCACAAGUUUUUAGAAACGUCACAAACUAAUAAUACUGAAGGAAAUAUAUCAAAUGCUGAGUCUAAUUCAAGUGUAACAGAGGGGAAAAAAGGUAUGUUAUUUAAACAUAGUAUGAAACAACAGAGGAAAGCUAACGUGCAUCCUAGAAAUAAUAAUAGAAAAAUGAAUAAAAAUAAUGAAAACAGUUACAAAUUUGGUGGACAAAAAACUGAUUGGAAAAAGUUUGAAAAUAAUAAAAAGAAUAAUAGAAAACCUCCAAAAAUUCGAGAUGAUAAGGAACACAAACGACGAAAAGAAGCUAUUGGUUCAACAAAAUUAACGAUUAAUGGUAUAGAAAUAGAACUUGCGCAAUAUGAUGGUUUUCCAGUUAAAAAAGAAGAUGCAGACAGAUUACGUGAAUUAAAACAAAAAAUGAUUAUGAAAGGUAUUCCCAGAGAUGAAGUAAAUAUUGCAAUAAAAUUGGAAAGAAGGAGAGCUGAGAAAGCAUUAGCAAGAAUCAGAAAAUGCGUUUGUUUCCAUUGUCGCAAAGGAGGACACAAUUUAUCUGAUUGUCCUGAACUUGGAUCUGAGCAAGCAAGUACUGGCAUUUGUUACAAAUGUGGGUCAACAGAACAUACAUAUUUUGAAUGCAAAGUGGCUAAACGAACAGAAUUCAGAUAUGCAACAUGUUUCAUUUGCCGAGAACAAGGACAUAUUUCUAAACAAUGUCCUGAUAAUCCUAAAGGUAUUUACCCUCAGGGUGGAAGUUGCAACUUAUGUGGUGAUGUAACACAUUUAAAAAAGGAUUGUCCAGACUUAAUUAAAGAGAAGGAAGAAACUACAAUUACAUUAAAUACAAUCGCAGAUGAUAACAUAGAAAAUUUAGAAGGGAGUACAAAAAGAGUCCAAACAGUGGAGAAUAAAAAACCUAAGAAAGUAGUAAAAUUUUAGACUUAUAUAACGCGUGAAAUGUGUCCGAUACGUAUGAAUUGCUUGUUUACAAUGUAAACACAAGAUUUAUUGAAAGGUACAUGUAUUUAACAUGUAUAUACACAUACAUUUCCUUCAUUAAUACAUUUUAAUGUUACUAAACCACCAUCUCCAAAAAUCUGAUAUCAAACGAGAAUUUUAUUGUUUAUUUACAUUUAGCGUAGCUUUAUAAAUCACUUAAAACUUUUUUAUAUAUUAAUUGUGAAAUUCUAGUACAGGAAUAAAUUAUUUAUUUAACCUUGUGAUAUCAGAUUUUUUUUCUAUGUACAGAAGACAAAUUACAAAGCUAUGUUUAAAAACAGUAUGAAUAUUAUCUGUACAUAGCAGCAGUUUCUUAUACAUAUAAAUCGGUAGCUUUUGCAAAAUCGUUUAGGAGUCACAUAAACUUUAUAUUUUUCUUGACUAACUUGCCAUUCGAAUGGCAUGCAAUAAGCAAUUAAUAUUUCUCCAUUGAAAGAAUUUUCCUUUUGUAUAUACGAAUUUUAAUACAGUACUGCAGAAUUACAAAUUCUUUCAUAAUUUUUAUCAUGUUAUUAUGUUACGAAUUUGUAUAUACAUAUAUGUAAUCUGUACAAUUUGUAUACUUAAAAUAAACUUUGAAGUACGAAUUCUAAGAAUAUAUAACAUAUAUUUAUA